AUUCAAAUUUCAAAACACUUCAAAAGCACUCAAGUUCAAAUACAUAUUAUUGUAUAAUACUUAUUAAAAAUGAAUUAAAAUUAAAAAUAUAUACAAAGUAACAUAAUAAUUAUGUGUGGGAUUUAAAAAAGUUACUGUAAAAGCAAAAUAUUAAUUACCAUAUAAAAUGAAAUUCAUGGUUACAGUGAUCCUCAUUACUCAUAUUAUGUUUUAUUGUAAUACAGUUACAUGUUUAUUGCCUCCUAAAUUUCAAUGGAAAGUUCUAGAUUUUGCGUGGGAAGCUUCUGCGCGCGAAGCUGCUUUGAACACAGGCGCUUAUGUGCCUGAAAAUAAUUUGCCAGCGGGUAUAGCAAGGUGGAAAGAUAAAUUGUUUAUAACUAUACCACGCUGGAAAACAGGUGUACCCGCAUCUCUGAACUACAUUUUCGUGAACGGCACCCAAUCGCAGCCCCUAAACCCGUACCCGAGUUGGGAAGAUGCGUUUGUCUCCAAUAGAGCAUGUUGCGUCAGCUCCAAUAGUACCGUGGUGUCCGCUUUCAGGGUGCACGUGGAUAAUUGUGAUAGACUGUGGGUAGUUGAUAAUGGCGUGUCGGAUAUGUUCAGUAACGUGAAACAAGUCACGCCUCCAGCUAUCGUAAUAUUUGAUCUGAAUUCGAACACUUUAAUUCACCGAUAUGAACUGCCGGAUGAUGUGAUUAGAGAUUCGUCAGUUUUAAUCGGCAUUGUGGUAGAAACGUUAGGCAAAGGCUGUGCCGACACAUAUGCCUACAUCCCGGACAUGGGUUCCAACUCCCUUAUAGUGUAUAACUUGAAACAGAACGACGCUUGGCGAGUGGAGAACCAUUACUUCCAUUUUGAUCCACACUCGAGCGUGUUCAGGGUUGGGAGGGUUGAGUUUUACUGGAGUGAUGGGGUUUCUUCUGCUGUUUUGGCACCGGGGAAGAAAGCUUCUGGGCAUCGCGACUUAUACUUCCAUCCGACGGCAAGCACAAAACAGUUUCGCAUGUCGACUAAACUGUUGAGAGACAGAUAUGUGCCGAAGGAGAUUUUGUUUAAUGCAGCCGAAAUUUUGGGAGAAAGAGGUCCACUAUCUCAAGCGACAGCAGCUGACUUGGAUCCUCAUAAUAAUGUUAUGUUUUAUGCCCAGUUAAAUAAAAAUGGAAUAAGCUGCUGGAAUAUGGAGAGGCCUCUCAUGGAAGAAAAUGUUCCGCUCAUUCUUAGUGACUGCACUGUACUUGAGUUUCCUAACGAUUUAAAGGUCGAUCAAGAAGGUAAUCUAUGGGUACUAAGCAAUAGACAAUCAAGAUUUCUAUACGAAUCCAUAGACAGCAGAGAAGUUAAUUUUCGAAUUCUAACAGCGCCCACGACAAAGCUAAUACAAGGGACUCCAUGUGAAAAAAUGUCAACAAUAGACAAAGCUUUAAGUUUGAUACGACCAAAGUCAAAAACUAAAUAAAAAAAAAAAUAAGAAUCGAUAUAUUAUAUUUUCGAAUGUCAAUUCUGUAUUUUACCAUAUUUCUGUAUUUUAUGUUUUGAAAUAAAAAUUUGAGUAAUAAAAUGUA
Molecule: messenger RNA, 1562 nt
Organism: Colias croceus (clouded yellow)
Lineage: Eukaryota; Metazoa; Arthropoda; Insecta; Lepidoptera; Pieridae
Product: L-dopachrome tautomerase yellow-f-like
Exons: 8
Coding region: 167-1456 (429 amino acids)
Cellular component (GO): extracellular region
Source: RefSeq, a predicted model, not a curated record